Molecule: messenger RNA, 1677 nt
Organism: Fusarium keratoplasticum
Lineage: Eukaryota; Fungi; Ascomycota; Sordariomycetes; Hypocreales; Nectriaceae
Exons: 4
Coding region: 1-1677 (558 amino acids)
Biological process (GO): regulation of DNA-templated transcription
Cellular component (GO): nucleus
Molecular function (GO): transcription cis-regulatory region binding; DNA-binding transcription factor activity, RNA polymerase II-specific
Source: RefSeq, a predicted model, not a curated record
AUGAUUUUCCCACUCAGAACGGGAGAUACUGGACCUUCGAGGCAGUCAACUGCCACCUUUAGCAUCAACUACACCGUGCCAGGUAAAGCAGAUCUCACCGAUAACCUACAAACCCUGCGGGAGAUGCAUGAUCAGGCUCUUGACGCCUUGCUCGAUGAUGAAGAUUCUGUUGAUGGCUUGCAAAGCGCAAGCCAAUCAGCCAGCCCCCGAAGUUUGAUAAGUCAACCUCAUCUCAUCUCCGACAUCUGGCGUCAACCUUUAUUCGACAUGGCAUCCGCGGAAUCUCUCCUACACACCUUCAAGUCCAUGGUUACCUACCUACCGUUUAUAGUCUUCCCUGACGACUGCAACGUCUCGCAUCUCGCUGCUACAAAACCUUUUACUCUACUAUCCAUCUUGACGGUAGCUUCGGGGCCCCAGAUGGUACAGAAACACGCAUUAUACGAUGACGAGUUUCGAAAGGCUCUAGGUCUCAAGUAUGUCUCUGGUGGGGAGAAGAGUCUUGAGCUACUUCAGGGCGUAUUAAUAUACUGCGCAUGGUACCCUUUUCACUUGCGGCCCAAGAACGGACAGCUGGUCCAGUGUUUGCGCAUCGCCGCUGAUCUCAUCCAUGAUCUUGACUUGGAUCAAGAGUUGCUUACGAUGCCUGACCCGCUGGGUCGGCAAGUGACAGACGAUGAACUUGACAAGAUCCGAGCGUGUCUCGCUUAUCUAUAUCUUGUUUCUACAUAUAUCGUUGCAUGGAGAGGGGAGAGAGAUUUACCGACCAAUCGUCCGACUUGGGCCAGUACCGCCAUCGACACCCUGCAACAUAACGCCCAGGUCGACGGUGACUACACGCUCGUAGCCCUAGUCCGUCAGUCUAACCUCUUUUCCGAUGCAUCCAAGGUCAUCAAUAAGGAGGGGCAGACCGUGGAAAAUAGUCGACUGGUUUUGACCGAUCUUGACCAACAACGUCAGGAAUUGCAGCAAAGCAUGGAUAAUCUCACCAUGGGAUCGGGAGCGACACGAAUGCAGGCCAUGUUUAUCGAUGUAUUUCUUGACUGCGGGAGCUUGCUUGCCUUCCCCGUAGCCAAGACCUUCUUGUCGGCCAAAACAAGUUGCUUUCCUCCGCCAUUAUCCAACAUGUGCAGCGCCACAAAAAAGAUACGAAAUUUCCUGGACUACGUGAGCGAACUCGAAGAUUCGUCGCUCCUUUCAUUCACAGUCAACGACUGGACUCGGUUCAUCGUCAUCCUUACACUAUCGUUUCGCUUGUCAUUCCCGCUCUCGCUAUGUCCUGAUUUUGAUUCGGCUUCUGCCCGCUCCGAACUUCAACUGGAUCAAUUCCUAUCUAAAAUGUCUCGUGGUGCAGAUGUUACAGCUUCACAUGAUCUUUUGUCGGCCAGUCGUGCCAUGCUAGGCCUUGCCAAGUCAAAAUACGACCGUCGAGUUGGCUUGCUUGGAGGACCACCACCCGUAACCCCAGUGAGCAGGGUUUUUGGGUGUCCUGUGAUGGAUGGGAGCUUGAGGAAAUCCGUGGAACAAUGGGGUUCUAACUUGACGAAUUUAUCGGGUUGGGCCGAGCCGAAGAACCCUCCCCUAUUUCAUGAUGUAUGGGCAACGAUGACUAUGGGAUGGGGAAACGGCAGUGACAUAUCUUGGGAUACAGUAAAUGAGGGUUUAUACACAUCCUGA